AUGGCAUCCAACCUGCCAGCCCAGCCCAACCUUCGGGUCACGAUUAUCGCGGCCGACGGUCUCUACAAACGUGAUGUCUUUCGAUUUCCCGACCCAUUCGCUGUGGCCACUGUCGGAGGCGAGCAAACUCACACCACCUCGGUGAUCAAAAAGACCUUGAAUCCAUACUGGAAUGAACCCUUUGAUCUGAAAGUCAACGAAGACAGUAUUCUCGCGAUUCAAAUUUUCGACCAAAAGAAGUUCAAGAAGAAGGAUCAGGGUUUCCUCGGCGUCAUCAACGUACGGAUCGGCGAUGUGAUCGAUCUACAGAUGGGUGGUGAUGAAAUGCUCACUCGCGACCUGAAAAAGUCCAAUGAUAACCUCGUCGUCCACGGCAAGCUGAUCAUUAACCUGUCAACUAACCUCGACGCACCCCACCCCAACCAGCAGAAUGGGCUUCGACCUCAACAUGCUCAAUCUUCCACAUCCAGUGGUCUUGUCCCACAAAUCGCAGCACCCUCGUCGCAAUCUCAGGCUAUGGGCCCCUCUCCACCCGCCAAUGGAGCCGCUCCGCCCGGUGUCGGUGCCGCAUCGCGUGCAAAUCUGAGUUCAUUCGAGGAUAGUCAGGGUCGACUCCCCGCGGGCUGGGAGCGAAGGGAGGAUAAUCUGGGACGGACAUACUACGUCGACCACAACACGCGAACUACCACCUGGUCACGACCAUCCGCCAACUAUAAUGAGCAGAGCUCCCGCAAUGAGCGCGCCGCCAACAUGCAACUGGAGCGUCGCGCCCACCAGAGCCGAAUGCUACCGGAGGAUCGCACCGGCGCCAAUUCGCCCAAUUUGCCGGAAGGCCAAAGCACGCCGCCGCCAGGUGCUCCUCCUCCUGCUGCACCGGCCGCCGGGGGUUCAGCCCCUGGAUCUCACGCCAAUGCCGUUUCCAUGAUGGCGACGGGAGCCACCACUGCAGGCACUGGAGAGCUCCCGCCAGGAUGGGAGCAACGAUCCACGCCCGAGGGCCGCGCAUACUUCGUGGACCACAAUACCCGCACUACGACCUGGGUCGAUCCUCGUCGGCAGCAGUACAUCCGCAUGUACGGUCAGAACCAGAACCAAGGAGGAAACAACACCACCAUUCAACAGCAGCCCGUCUCUCAACUGGGACCUCUACCCAGUGGUUGGGAAAUGCGUCUCACGAAUACGGCUCGAGUGUACUUUGUCGACCACAACACCAAGACUACAACUUGGGACGAUCCCAGAUUGCCCUCCUCUUUGGAUCAGGGUGUUCCUCAGUACAAGCGUGACUUCCGCCGCAAGCUGAUCUACUUCCGAUCCCAGCCUGCUUUGCGAAUCAUGUCUGGUCAAUGCCAUGUUAAGGUUCGCCGUAAUAAUAUCUUCGAAGACUCUUACGCCGAGAUCAUGCGCCAGAGUGCUUCCGACCUGAAGAAGCGUUUGAUGAUUAAAUUCGAUGGGGAAGACGGUCUGGAUUAUGGUGGUCUUUCUCGUGAAUUCUUUUUCCUUCUCUCUCACGAAAUGUUCAACCCCUUCUACUGCCUUUUCGAAUACUCCGCCCACGAUAAUUAUACCCUGCAGAUUAAUCCUCACUCUGGCGUCAACCCCGAGCAUCUCAAUUACUUCAAGUUCAUCGGCCGUGUUGUCGGUCUGGCGAUCUUCCAUCGUCGCUUCUUGGAUUCCUUCUUCAUUGGUGCUUUCUAUAAGAUGAUGCUGAGGAAGAAGGUGACUCUUCAAGAUAUGGAGGGUGUGGACGAAGAUUUACAUCGAAACCUGGCGUGGACCUUGGACAAUGACAUCGAAGGGAUCGUUGAACUUACCUUCUCUGUCGACGAUGAGAAGUUUGGCGAGCGUCGCACUAUUGAUUUGAUACCCGGUGGAGAGGAGAUUAACGUCACCAACGAGAACAAGCCGCAGUACAUUGAAUUGGUUACGGAAUGGAAGAUUGUCAAGCGCGUGGAGGAGCAAUUCAACGCAUUCAUGUCUGGUUUCAAUGAGCUGAUCCCCGCGGAUCUGGUCAACGUCUUCGACGAGCGUGAACUGGAACUGCUGAUUGGCGGUAUCGCCGAUAUCGACGUGGACGACUGGAAGAAGCACACCGAUUACCGCGGUUACCAGGAGCAGGACGAGGUUAUUCAGAACUUCUGGAAGAUCGUCCGCACUUGGGACGCGGAGCAAAAGUCGCGUCUGCUGCAGUUCACCACUGGUACCUCGCGUAUUCCCGUCAACGGUUUCAAGGACUUGCAAGGUUCGGACGGUCCCAGACGAUUCACUAUUGAGAAGUCAGGAGAUCCUGCCGCUUUGCCCAAGUCGCACACCUGCUUCAACCGUCUUGACCUACCGCCCUACAAGACCCAUGACGCCCUGGAGCACAAGAUGUCCAUUGCAGUGGAGGAGACCCUUGGAUUUGGACAGGAAUAG
This is a messenger RNA of Penicillium cosmopolitanum, 2412 nucleotides long. RefSeq names its product NEDD4 family E3 ubiquitin-protein ligase. The record is from RefSeq and is a predicted model, not a curated record. The transcript has 10 exons. Bases 1 to 2412 code for a protein of 803 amino acids. Lineage: Eukaryota; Fungi; Ascomycota; Eurotiomycetes; Eurotiales; Aspergillaceae. Gene Ontology annotation, molecular function: protein binding; ubiquitin protein ligase activity. Gene Ontology annotation, biological process: ubiquitin-dependent protein catabolic process.